ACUCACUCAUAAAUCCCACUCUGGGGUUUUCCGAGCUCCUCCGUCAAUGGCCGCCACCACCGCCACCGUCGACGCCUCUCUCUGGUGGGAUCCGUUCUCUCUCCUACUCACCGACCUCGAGAACGCUCCUCUCUCCUCCUCCUCCUCCUCCUCCGACCUCCCUCCCAAUCUGGUCAAGAAAUUGAAGGCCAAUCACGCCUGGUUCGUCGACACAGUGAGCCUCUUCAAGCCGCCGAGUGAGAAAUCAAAGGCCGCUUUGGACUCGCAGCUCGUCAAGGUCGGCUCUCACCUGCUGAAUAUCAAGCCUGAGUUGAAAGACAAGGCUCUCACCAUCAGCUCCUACUUGUGUCUUGAUGAGGUGCAAUCGUACAUUCUAGUGGAAAGGUCUCUCAAGGAUAACAAUGUAGGUCUUGAAUCUGCAGGGCACGACUUUGUUCAUGUGGUGUUGAUUUACUAUUAUAUUGAGCGGCAGUGCUUGCUGAAGUGUACCAAGAGUAUACUCAUGCUUGCUUUGUCUCUGGGAAUUGAAUCUGGAGAAGGAAGUCCUAUUAAGGAGGAAGCACUGAAGUUGGUUUCUGAUGGACUGGAGAAGAAAUUAAUAUCUCUGCUGCAAGACCUUUUUUCUUCCAGUCCCACUGAAGAAAUGGAUGUUGACCUUUUCAGUUUGUGGGCUGAGGAGACACUAAUUGAAGACAAUUUGGUUCUGGAUAUUCUUUUCCUUGCUUAUUAUGAGUCACUUUGUACUUGUAAUGGUGGAACAUGGAAAGCAUUGUGCUUGCUCUAUAAGGGGAUUUUAUCUGGGUCUUCUAACUUUGAAAAGCUGGCAAUAUCUACUGAAGCACUGCGAUCUUCUUACCAAGCUAAAGUUCAGCUUCUUCUAAUUCUUAUAGAAACCCUGGACCUGGAAAGUCUUCUCAAAAUGGUCCAUGAUGAAGUACCUUUCAGGGACGGUCAAACUGCUAUUACUUUGGUUGAUGUCCAAGAGAUUGAAGCAAUAAUUUCAACAUUGAAUGCAUUUGAAACAAAAGGGGCGGGCCCAUUAAUUCUUGCAUGGGCAGUGUUUCUAUGUCUGAUUUCAUCACUUCCAGGCAAAGAAGAAAACAAUGCACUAAUGGAGAUUGAUCAUGUUGGUUAUGUUAGCCAAGCAUUUGAGGCAUCAUCCUUGACUUAUUUCGUAGAAAUCCUUGAAAGUGAUGUAUUGAAGGAAUCCGAUGGGCCUGUUGCUGGUUUUCGAAGUGUGUUGAGAACUGUUAUUUCUGCAUUUAUUGCAGCUUAUGAGAUCAAUCUUCAGAUGGAAGAUGGAACCCUAAUGAUAAUAGUGGAUAUCCUUUGCAAAGUUUAUCUGGGAGAGGAGUCUCUUUGCAUCCAGUUCUGGGACCGAGGAAGUUUUAUUGAUGGUCCCAUCCGGUGUCUUCUCUGCAGCAUAGAGAGUGAAUUUCCUUUCAGGACUGUCGAGCUUGUUCGCCUUUUAUCAUCACUUUGUGAAGGAACCUGGCCUGCUGAAUGUGUGUACAACUUUCUAGAUAAGUCUGUUGGUAUAUCAUCCUUGUUUGAGAUUGCAACGAAUUCCUUCAGGGAUGACAUCUCUCAAAUUGUUGAGACGAACCACCCUUUGCACGUCCCUGGACUUGAAGGUUUGGUCAUUCCCAGUAAAACCUGUGGCCGUAUAUUGAGAUUAGUUGAUGAAAAUACUGCUCUUGUUCGAUGGGAGUAUACACAAUCUGGGGUACUAGUUUUGCUCAUGCGCUUGGCCCAAGAGGUAUAUUUCAAAAGAAAUGAAGAAGUUCUUCUUAUCCUCAACCUGCUUAGCCGGAUGGUCACCUUUAGCAUGGCUGUGUGCUUUGCUUUGAUGGAUGUUGGGUGCUCUUUGCAUUUCCAAUCAACUGGCAUGAGUGGGCAGAAUACCAUGUGGGUGGUUGAGAUGAUUAGCACUCUAGUCAGAAGGUUAUCCCCUACUCGUAGUGGUGCUGCUCUAAUGUCCGUGGCUAUAAACAUAUUGGCAAAGAUGUUGAAAUGUUCCCCUUCUCAUGUUGCUGAGGUGGCCUUAAAAGCAAAUAUGUUUGAGUUUGAGAUUGGUGACAAUGUUCCGUCAAGUGGAUCAUGGUUACUUUCUGGAAAGCCGGCGAAGAUGCUUGUAAUUGACUGUGAACAUAAUGAUAGUGACUGCACAUUGACUAUAUCAGUGCUAGACUUUACUCUUCAGUUCAUGGAAUCAGGUGUGAAGAAUGAUGGUGUAUUGGCUUUAAUUGUUUUCUCUCUCCAGUAUGUUCUCGUUAACCAUGAGUACUGGAAAUACAAGUUAAAGCACACCCGAUGGAAAGUAACAUUGAAGGUGCUUGAAGUGUUGAAAAGGUGUUUAACAUCAACCUCAUGCUCUGAAAAUCUGGAUGAAGUCAUCCUAGAUAGAAUUUUUUGUGAUUCUUCCAUCCAUUAUACUCUUUUUCAAAUUGUUUGUACAACACCACAAACAUUAGAGAGACUUUACUUCAGUCGUCUUGUUGAGCUAACAGAGAUUGAAGGGUUACAGCUGGCUAUAUGUUCUGUUCUAGAAGUUCUUUUCAUCAUGCUCUCCAAAUUUUCCAAGGAUACAUCUUCCGGCCUUCAAAAUUUUCACCAAGCAGUUUUCUCCUCAGCAACAAAACCUGUCCCUAUAGUUGCAGCGCUUGUAUUGUUGAUAUCUUAUUCUCGCAAUCCACAAAUACAAAUUGGUGCUGCUAGGGUUUUGUCAGUGUUCUUGAAGAGUGCAGAUAUUAUCCAGCCGCAUUUGUUUGGAAGCAGCUUUGGACUAGAUGAUAUACAGAUUGGAGAUCUGAGGCAUGCUGUUAGUGACAUAUUACUUGAGCAGUCAGCAUUAAAUGAAGAUCUCUUAGUUGCUGUAGUCAAUUUGCUCACGUCUGCUGCUCGAUAUCAGCCUGCUUUUCUUGUUGCUGUGUUAUCCACCAAAGAGAGUAAAGAUGUCCAGCCGAGUAAUGCUGCUGAUGUGAAGCUACCAACAAAUGAAGUUCUGUCGAGGUUAUCUGAGUAUGAAAAGGCAAGUGUUGUGGUUGCAGUGUUGUAUCAUAUUAGAAGAUCUAGUGAUCUUAUCAACAGUAAUCCUCGUGUGCUGCUGAAUGUUCUCAACUUUUUAAGAGCUCUGUGGGAAGAUGCUGCUCAAUAUUCUGAUAUUUUGGAAUGCAUGCGAGGCUCUGAAAAUUUCUGGAAGAACUUGUCGAGUUCUAUCAGUGUAGAAGCUCCUCCCUUUGAGAAUUUAACUGAAACAGAAGCUGAAGAUUUGGGAUACAGAUAUCAGUGUCAAUCUUCAAUAUUGGAAAUAAUGGCACAUGAUGUGUUCCUGCAGAAGAAACUGUUACAUGCAGAGUCACUUGUAAACCAAGUGACUGAAUCACAGGACAAGAUACAGAAUUUAGUGAGGACUGACAAUUCAAAAGGAGAAAAUCUAGAGGUUAUUUUAUCAGCCUGGUGUGGAAGCUCGGUUUGGAGCCAUCUGACCAAGUUGCUUAGUCAUAGUGAAUAUGACAUCAGUCUUAGUUUGCGGGCAAAGGUUGCUGCUGGUUCAGUCACUGCCCUUGUCAUGGUGAAAUUAGCACAGGGUGAUGCUGGAAGUUUGUCUGUGUCCUUACUUGAGAAGUCCCGCAUCCUUUUAAAAAAGCUGAGAAGCCAUCCUGCUUUUUCUGAAUUGUUAGCUCAAUAUUCACUGCGUAGUUACAGUGCAGAGAAGGAGCGAAAUUAUUUGAUACUCAGCGAUCUUUAUUAUCAUCUGCAAGGGGAGGUAGAAGGCCGGGAAAUUGGUUCUGCAUCGUUUAAAGAACUGUCUCAGUUCCUAAUUGAUUCCAACACUUUCCAAACUUACCAGCUGAAGUAUGAUGGUGAUCUUUUCAUAACUGGCAAAGAUGCGUACCUGUUUGAUAUCAAACGUGUAAGAGCUGAUUUGGGAUUAGAUCUCUGGGGCUAUUCAAUGUGGAAGGAGUCGGAGGCAAUUGCAGAACCGAUGUUGCAUCACAUGAAACAUGUGAACUCAAUGGUGUUUCUAACAAGCUCGAAGCUUUCCGCACUUAGAGCAUUAAGAAGUAUUCUAACUGUUUACCUGGAUUACUCACUGGAGGCAAAGAGUAAAGUGCAAGAAAUCUCUGAUCAACUAGUUUUCCCAUGCAUAGAUCACAUAUGCACAAAUUUCCUUGAUACAGUAGAAUCAUUGGCUCCAGUACUUGGUGCCUCUGAAGAGAUCUUUCACUUCCUUGCAGCUCAAGCAGAAUUGCUUCUGUAUCUUAUGAUUUCUGCACAUGAGAGCCUGCCUUCAUCUGUUUGCAUUCGUGUGCUCAAAUCAUCUGCUGCUGGCCUUAAAGUGUUGAGUGAUUUCCAACCAUUAGUUACUGGGUCAUCAGUUUCAGUGGUUAGCUCUACAGUCAAGCUCUUGCUCAUGCUGGUUCUCUCAGCAUUGAAGUUUAGUUGUCAUUCAAAUUUAGUUGGGCAAAGAGAUAUGGUAUCUGUUGAAGACAUGGCUAAAAUAUCUGAUAUGAGUCUACAUCUGCUACCGAUUCUCUGUAAUCGCCUUGCUAGUGCUGAGGACUGCAGGCUCUCGCUUACUACUAUGGACUUGAUAUUGAGAAAUUUCUUGACUCCCAACACUUGGUUUCCCAUCAUUCAGAAUCACCUCCAGCUUCAGCAUCUGUUUCUGAAGCUUCAAGAUAAAAAGUCACUGGAGUCUGUGCCUAUCAUAAUGAAGUUCUUUUUGACACUUGCUCGUGUGAGGCAGGGUGCAGAGAUGCUUAUUAAUCAUGGUUUUCUCUCGUCCCUUAGAUUCUUGUUCGCUGAGUACUUGGAUGAUAGGUCUGCUUCAGUAACUAUGACUGAUAGCCUUUCCAAUUCAUCUGACAUAAUGGAAAAGCCAAAACAAAUUUGGGGACUGGGUUCAGCUGUCAUCACAGCUAUGGUUCAGUCUCUAGGAGACAGUACUGCUUGUUCUGAUGUUGUGGAGAAUGUAAUACCGUACUUCUUUUUCGAGAAAGCUUAUAUGAUUUCAUACUAUCUCAGUGCACCAGACUUCCCAUCUGAUGAUCACGACAAGAAAAGACCUCGUGCACAGCAGAGACAAACUUCUCUUACUGAUCUUAAAGAAAUUGAGCACACUCUCAUGCUAAUGUGUGUGCUGGCAAAACAUUGGAAUUCAUGGGUCAAGGCCAUGAAAGAAUUGGAUUCCCAGCUGAGAGAGAAAAGUAUACAUCUUUUAGCAUUUAUCAGCAGGGGAACUCAACGUGUUGGAGAAACUUCCAGUUUUAGUGCCCCGCUCAUAUGUCCUCCUACCCUUAAAGAGGAAUUCAAUAGUUGCAAGAAAGCCUCGUUUGUUAACUGUAAAAGUGGGUGGUUUGCUCUUUCACCACUUUGUUGUGUGUCAAAACCAAAAUUAUUGACUGCCUCAAUCACAGCAACAGGGCAGACUAUUAAAACUCAAGCUACUGCAAACGGUUGUCUCAUUUCUCAAUCAUACUUCUCAGACACUAUUGCCCUACAGAUCUACAAAAUUACUUUUCUGCUAUUGAAGUUUCUCUGUUUACAAGCUGAGUGUGCUUCUAGAAGGGCUGAGGAGGUGGGAUUUGUUGAUCUUGACCAUUUUCCUGAGCUUCCGAUGCCUGAGAUCUUACAUGGCCUGCAGGAUCAAGCUAUUGCCAUCAUUACAGAAGUGUGUGAAGCAAACAGAAUGAAGGAGAUUCAAAUCGAAGUCCAGUCUAUCUGUUGUUUGCUGCUACAAAUAAUGGAGAUGGCGAUGUACUUGGAACUUUGUGUUCACCAGAUAUGUGGCAUAAGACCAGUGCUAGGGCGUGUGGAAGAUUUUACGAAGGAAGUUAAACUGUUAAUAAAAGCGACGGAGACACAUGCUUUCCUGAAACCAUCCCUGAAAUCCUUGAAGCAGAUAAUGUCGGUUGUCUAUCCCGGAUUGGUACAGGCGGAGGAUUUUUUGUGAGGUAAUUCUUAGAUUCUUAGUGUGCAUAGGUGAAAGCAGGAGAGUUCACAAGAACAGAUGUAUAAACGGCCAGAGUUUUGCCUAACCUUCCUCUCUGGCCUCCCUUGUAACAAAAGAAAGCUAAUUUAAUCUGUCAUAGUCUAGAUUAGAAUUUAUAUAUCUCCUUCCUCAGUAUCUCUCGAGUGAUUUGCUUUAGAAAUGUUCCACAUGCUUUAUAAAAACAGUGACAUUUCUUUCCGCCAUUCUUUUCGAAUUUUAAUUUCGAUUUUUAUGAACUCUAUGAUGGACAAGAUUUCUGAGAACCCUAGCCAUUCAUGGUUGUC
This is a messenger RNA of Argentina anserina (silverweed cinquefoil), 6282 nucleotides long. RefSeq lists its product as uncharacterized. Gene Ontology annotation, biological process: RNA export from nucleus; protein import into nucleus. Gene Ontology annotation, molecular function: structural constituent of nuclear pore. The record is from RefSeq and is a predicted model, not a curated record. Gene Ontology annotation, cellular component: nuclear pore inner ring. The transcript has 32 exons. Bases 47 to 5959 code for a protein of 1970 amino acids. Lineage: Eukaryota; Viridiplantae; Streptophyta; Magnoliopsida; Rosales; Rosaceae.